AACAAGUGCAGCUAACUUCAGGUUGGUGUGGUUUUGUCAACAAAUAGGUUGAUCUAUUUUUGUGUUCUUUAAUAAUAAUUGAGAAAUAAUUCGAUAAAAUGGGUAAAAAGGCAGAAGUAGGUACUCCCAAGUACCUGGCAAAUAAAAUGAAAGCCAAAGGUCUGCAAAAGCUUCGAUGGUAUUGUCAAAUGUGUCAGAAACAGUGCAGAGAUGAAAAUGGUUUCAAGUGCCAUACAACCUCUGAAUCUCACCAAAGACAACUACUGUUGUUUGCAGACAACUCCAAAAAGUAUAUAGAUGACUUCUCAUUUGAUUUCGCGAAGGGAUAUAUGGAGAUCCUUCGAAGACAAUUUGGUACAAAAAGAGUCAAUGCUAACAGAGUCUAUCAAGAAUACAUACAUGACAGGGAUCAUGUCCACAUGAAUGGUACUAGAUGGGUGACACUUACUGGAUUUGUUAAAUGGUUAGGUAAAACUGGACAAGCUGUUGUUGACGAAACAGAGAAAGGUUGGUACAUCACUUACAUAGAUAGAAGUCCCGAGACGGUAGAAAAGGCAGAAUCGAAAAAGAAAAAAGAGAAAAUGGAUAAGAACGAUGAAGAGAAGCAAAUAGAGUUUGUAGAGAAGCAGGCUAGAUUAGCACAAGAGAAGGCAGGGCCAUCAGUGGAACCAAUCUAUACAGAAUUAGUGAGGGAAAAUGAAGAAGAGGUUCUUAAAUUAGAUAUUAAAUUAAAAAACGAUAGAUUAGUAGCACCUGUUGUACAAAAUGUGUUUAAAGCUCCAAGUUCCAUUCCUUCGGAUACAAAAAAGAGGAAACUUGAAGAGAAAAAGAAGUCAGCUUUAGACGAACUUAGGGAAUCUGAAGAAAAUAAGAAGGAGAAGAGAAACAGAAAAGACUACUGGAUAACGGAAGAUAUUAUAGUGAAAAUAAUUACUAGAAAUUUGGGUGACGAAUAUUAUAAAGAAAAGGGUGUAGUGAGACAAGUGAUUGACAAGUAUGUAGCUAUAGUGAAACUUAUUGAUAGUGGAAAAAAAAUUAAAAUAGACCAGGAACAUUUGGAAACUGUAAUACCAGCUUUAGGAAAACUGGUUAAAGUUGUUAAUGGUGCUUAUAGGGGUGAAACCGCUAUUUUGUUAAAUGUUGAUGAGAAAAACUUUUGUGUAGACAUUGAAAUACACAAUGGGGUAUUAAAAGGGAGGAAAGUUAGUGGAGUUCAAUAUGAGGAUAUAUGUAAACUAAAUGAUCAAUAAUUUUUUUGCUAAUGAUGAACUCAUAGUGGCAUAAUUCGGCUGCCCCAAGUAGAAACACUACAUAUCCAUUUUUUUCAAAAUCACUUUUAUUGCAUUUUUGGAUUUAGGGCGUUGUUAUCUACCAAUUACCAAGGAAGAAAAAAAUAAAAAAUUAGUAGAACUACAAUUUAACAUUGCUAUGAAACACAUUAUAUCACAUUCCAUCUUCCCUUCACCAAUUUAAAACACAUUAUAUCCAUACCCCCAAGUAUAAACACUAUAAAUACGGGAUAUACAGUGUUUUUAUUUGGUUUUUGGGAUUUACAGUGAUUUACCCUGGGAAUCGCAUGGUUUACAUUUUACAUUCGCCAAGACCAUUGAUAUUACCCAGGCAAUUUUUAGUUGUUUGUUAGUUAUUGAUGGUUAUUGUGAUAAGUGCAGUAGAAAUUUGUUGUGUAGGUAUAAAAUAUUUAAGUUUACCUAUUGUAUUAAUUAUUUAAAAUAUAUUUUUAAAAUUAAACUGGGUGUUACCAAUUAAUUAUCAAAUAUGAAUAAAAAUCGAAUAAUAUUUUGACCUGCUGAAUUCGAAUUUAUAACUUUCUUUUGAGCCGGAAGUGACGAGAAUUUUAUAAACAAUUUAAUUGUUUAAGUAAUUAUAAUUCGUAAAGUAACAAAUAUAAAGUCUUUACGAAAUUAAUUUGGUUCUUAAAAAAAUCUACAAAAUAAUGUUUGGUAAACCUUGACCAAUAAUUAGAAACACAGAUGCUGCAGAAACAUUGCAAAAUUACAGAAUUUAGUCGAUUUUUCACUUGUAAGUCGGCUGAAUUUUGAGUAAGAUAACUUUAUAAUAGCCCAAAUUAAUAAAAAAAAAACUACAAGCUGUAAAACUAAACCUUAAUAUAAAUAUUAAAUAGGUAUACAAAGUUAUAAGAAUAAAGGAAAAUUUUUUAUUAAAAACUGCAUAAUAUAAGUUGUUUAUAUAGAGAAUUUAAUAUAAUUUGUAUAAAUAUGUACCUAUACAAAAAUAAUAGAGAAACUUAUUUCUUUGAUGCCUGAAAACAGAUGAUCUUUUUGGCGUAAUUGGUCAGUCUCAGAGACACUAGUGGACAAGCUUUUCCAUAACCCUGGAUGACAGCAAUUACAUGACCCAGACACUGACCAUUUAAUUGUUGCAUUUUGUUAUAUAUUUGUUAAAGGAACUUGAAUAAAGUAUCAUUUGUGGUACUUAAUAUCUUUAAAAAGUGGGAAAUUUUAUACUAUAUUUUCAGAUUUCCUAAAUAAAAACACUGUAUGUGUUCAAAACCUAGUCAGGAAAUAAAAUUCAGAGAUAAAAAUAUUUACUAAAAAACAGGAGUAUUUUUUAUUAAAUUAAUGUGUGCUCACUUUUAUUUAAAAGAAAAUAGUAAUUUGAAAAGUUGAGUCCUUUACGUUUUCUACUCUGGUGAACAUUUUUCGAAUUGGCGCUUACAGUGUUUCUACUUGGGACAGCCGUUAUGAAAUUUCCAAUGUAUAAUGGAAUGAAAUGACAUCUAAUGAUGAAAUUGUUAAAGGUGGCAAUAAGUUCACAUAUUGAAAAGAAUUUGGUCUUCAUUGAAAACAUUUAAAAUAUCUUAUGCCUAACAUGUGUUACUGUUAUCCUUUGUGUUUAUUACUGGCACCUAUUUUGGUAUUUUUGUUUGUAUUUCUGACAUUCUUUAAUUAUUUUGAGAAGGCCUCAAGCUUUCUGCACCAUUCUGUUCUGUCCCUUACAGCAAUCUUCUCAACAUCCUGUGGUUUCAUGUUGAUCCACCUCAGCUUUGGUCUGCCCUGUCUACUUAUUCCCACUGGCUGCACUGUUAAAAUUUUUUUUAUUAUGUUCCUUUCUUAGUCCUGGGCUACAUGUCCUGCCUAAUGCAGAUGGUUUCACUUAUAGUGGUAAUAUAUUUUCCAUCAAACUUAUGCUUGUAGAUAUUCUGUAGUUCAAAGUUAUGUCUAUGCCUCUGUAUUCUGUUUUCACAGACCACUCCAAAUAUAGUAUUGUUCUCUCAAAAGUCAAUAGAGAGGAUUCACCUGUUUUGGUUAGGGUUCCUGCCUCUGAUCCAUAUCUGAGAACUGAAAUUAUUAGUAUUCUAUACAGUCUUGUACUAGUUUUUUAAGACCGACAGUUUUUUUGUUAGCUAAGUACUUUGAUAGACCAUCAUAACAUCUAUUUGCAAUUUAUGAUGAGCUUUUUAUUACCCCUGAUAAGUUAUUAUUGGGGUUAACCAAUGUCCAUAGAUAUAUGAAUUCUUUGACUGCUUUAUUUUGGUUAUUGACAAUUAGAUCUGGGUUAAGGGGCUAGGGGCAAAAUUUUGGUCUAUUGCUAUUUAAAUGCAUUCAUUUUUUUCAAAUCCUAAAAAACUAAUUUAGUUAAAACUAAUUAAAUAAAAGUAUUUUUUGAAAAAUUUAAACAGAAUUAAAGAUUACAUUAUUACUGAGGGCCGAAAGUCCCUGAAAACUUCUACUAUGUUUAUGUUAAUAAGUUACAGGGGUGAAAAAAAGAGAAAAUUUAGUGUGAUUUUUAAUUUUAAAUAUUUCAUUCAAAAGAAACUUUUAGUUUAUUCUAAGGGACUUUCGGCACUCAGUAAUAAUGUAAUCUUUCAUUCUGCAUUUAAAUUUUUCAAAAAUACAUACUAGUUUUCUCAGGAUGCAAAAAAAAUGAAUGCAUUUAAAUAGCAUUGGAUCAAGAUGCGCCUACCCCCUUAACAUACAGUCAUUUGUACAUACAGUUGUAAUAUUUUUGAAGAAACUUGUAUAUAAUUUAGAUUUUUAUAAGAGUAAUUUUUAAGUUUGUAAAUAAAUUUAUAUAUUUAUUUA
This is a messenger RNA of Diabrotica virgifera virgifera (western corn rootworm), 4064 nucleotides long. RefSeq names its product DNA/RNA-binding protein KIN17 (gene kin17). The record is from RefSeq and is a predicted model, not a curated record. Lineage: Eukaryota; Metazoa; Arthropoda; Insecta; Coleoptera; Chrysomelidae. Gene Ontology annotation, biological process: DNA damage response; DNA replication. Gene Ontology annotation, cellular component: nucleus. Gene Ontology annotation, molecular function: double-stranded DNA binding. Bases 99 to 1250 code for a protein of 383 amino acids. The transcript has a single exon.